Molecule: messenger RNA, 1269 nt
Organism: Diaporthe batatas
Lineage: Eukaryota; Fungi; Ascomycota; Sordariomycetes; Diaporthales; Diaporthaceae
Exons: 6
Coding region: 103-1269 (388 amino acids)
Source: RefSeq, a predicted model, not a curated record
CUGUACGGAACCAUCGGUUUAGCGCCGCAAAGGCUUCUGCUCCCGCCUUCCGAUGAUCUCUUAACAGAGACAAUGUAACCAAGCUCAACAGCAGCUUCAAAGAUGGCGACAAAAACUAGCGGCGCCACGCCCUCGCCUACACCGACUCCCCCUCCAGGCACGACGCCCAACCUCGGCCACCCAGAAACAUCGAAAGGACCAAUGACUAUCGCCAUUGGAGUUGUAAUAUCUCUGACCAGUUUGUGCUUCCUUCUGCGCACUUAUGUCAGGAUUUGGAUCAAACGAACAUGGACCUGCGAAGACUGGCUUGCUCUAUUCGCUUGGAUUGGGACAAUCACUUACUGCGGCACUGGAGCAGCCACAAUGGCACACCACGGCGGAGAACACGAGAGGGACUUGACACAAGCCCAGCUCAAAGAGGCAUAUUACUGGUUACACGUAGCCCGGAUCCACUACGCCGUUGCCAUCUGUGUGACCAAGCUCGCCAUCCUCUGCCUGUACCGACGUGUGUUCUCGAUGUACCCGAGGAGCACCUUCGACGCCACCGUCAUCAUGAUGGCCAUCCUGCUCGUGCUAUACUACGUCGCCACUGUCAUUGCCAAAAUAUGGGAAUGCGUCCCACGGUCCCGGGCCUGGGACCAGUCCAUUCCCGGCCACUGCAUCGACAUACUCAUGCUGGUCAACGUCGACGGUGUAUUCAACGUAGUGACUGAUUUCAUCAUGGUCAUAAUGCCGCUCCGAGUGGUCUGGAAUAUGAAUAUGAAAUUCUUAAAAAAGGUCCACGUCGUGUUGGCUUUCACUUUUGGCAUGUGCGCCCCUGCAUUCAGCCUGGUUGGGACCGUUGUCAGAAUACAAGGCCACAAGAACCCAGACAAGACCUGGGUCCAGCCCAAGGUUAUCAUGUGGGCUCUGGCCGAGGUGGCAACAGGGAUUCUCUGCGUGAGCUUCCCCGAGCUUGGGCUGCUCCUUAGGCGCGGCAGGCGCAGGCCAAGUAUGCAAGCGAGCACUGGCAUUAGGGAGGGUCGUUACCGCGAACAGAAUGCCGCGUUCAACGGCAUGCGUCGCAGUCUGCGGACGGUGGACAAGUGGGCCAGCCGCGGCGGUGGGAAAUGUGAGCAUGUCGAGCUGGACGAGGUCAGGCUUGUUAACCCCCCUGUGAAUGCAGUCAUAGUUGAGGGUAGGAAGCCGGUUCGACAUGACCUUGCAAUGUCAUCCAGAAAGGUCGAGAUCACGAGACAGGCCACACUGGACUCAGCUAGUAUUGUGUAA